AUCUCAUUCUGCCCAGGAAUCUCACAAAAUCAUUUCUCGGGAUUGCCAAGCCAUAUCCCCAAAGUUGUCAACAUGAUUCUGUGGGUUAUCAGCCAAGCCAUCAGGUGUAACCUGUGGGUUACGCCCUUCGCGCUUCACGCACUUUUGCUCCACGACGCGUCCUAUUCUUCCACUUCUUCCAUAUUUCCUCUGCCAGCUUUCAACUCAACAUCAAGGCAAUGUCGGCCGAUAUUCGCAACUUCUUCACACCAAAAGGCGGGCAGCCGGCCGCUGGGAAGCCGAAACCGGCCCCAACCCCUACUCCUGCUUCUGUAUGUCCUUUACUUUGCUCCCUCAAUUGCCCGCCACAAGUUGCAUUUACUAAUUACAAUCACAAUCGCAGAGGAGAGCCUCGGCGAGAAAACGCAGGGUUGUUGGUUCGUGUUCCCCCGCUUUCUUUUCUUUAAUCCGGCGGCUUCCAUGGACGUACUAAAAUAUUCCCCAGAAGACUCCGACGAUGAAGAGAAGCCCGCGAAGAAAAUAGCGGCCAAAAAACCAACUCCGAAGAAAAACACCAAGGAGAACAAAGCUGAGCCCACGACUACAUCCACCUAUUUUUCGAGUACCGGAAAAAAUAAAAUAUUACGUACCUCUCCGCGUAAACCGAAAAAGCCCGCACCCGAAGAAGACUUUCUCGACGAUGACGACUUCGACGAAGGGAUUUACGCAGACGAAUUCAAGAAGUUGGAGGAUGAUUAUAAAGAGGAUGAGGACGAAGCUGCCAAGGCUAGUUUUGCUGUUGUUGUGGAGAAGAAUAGACCAGCAAAAUCUAAAGCGAAGGCCACCCCUCCUACCAAGACGCGGAAGUCCUCUUUACCGAAUGCUAAAGAUGUGGACAUGGAUAGCUUUGUCGUGGGUGGCGAAGAGGAAGAAGAUGAAUACGUGAAGCCAAAGAGACGAAAUGUUACUACCCCUGCGACAAGGAAGCGCAAGACUGCUCCAUUGCACAAUGAACCCGAGGACGAUGACGAUGAUGAGAUUGAGCAAGCUAAACCCGCUGCUAAAGCUUCCAAGCCGACGCCUAAGAAAGCAAAGGCAGUGCUGAGAAAAUCCAAAGAAGCGCCUCAGGAGAGUGAGAGUGUUCGGAAGAUACUCGAUAGUGUCCCGAUAUUUCGGCCACCUACCCCACCACCUCCGACGGAUGGGGAGCCCAAGAAGUUCAGCUAUAGGGAUUUCAAACAACGACAGGGAGUGGCCCCGAUUGCUCCUGGCAGCAAGGAGAUACCUGUUGGCCAGGAAAACUGCCUGACUGGAUUAACCUUUGUUUUCACUGGAAUAUUGGAGAGUCUUGCUCGGGAGGACGGACAACAGCUUGUUAAGAAAUACGGAGGGUACGCUGUUUGUGUUUCCUUUUUGGGGGGAUCAUUACUAAUAUUCUCAAUAGUAAAGUCACUGCAGCCCCGUCCUCAAAAACUUCCUAUGUGGUCCUUGGGAGUGAUGCCGGUCCCAAGAAAUUGGAAACCAUUCGCAAACUUAAAAUCAAGACUAUCAACGAGGAUGGACUUUUCCAGCUUAUUUCAGCUCUUCCUGCUAAUGGUGGUGAUGGCCUUGCCGCGAAGGCCAACGAGGCCAAGAAAGCCGCGGAAGAGCAGAAGGUCCGUGAGCUGGCGAAGGAAAUGGAUAACGAAACCAAGAGAAAAGGAAAGGAAGCUAUUGGGAAGGAGGCUACGGAGCUCUGGACAGUCAAGUACGCGCCUUCGCAGUUGACCCAAAUCUGCGGCAAUAAGGGUCAGGUCGAAAGGCUCGGGAGAUGGUUAAGAAAUUGGCCAAAGAAUCUCAAGACCAAUUUCAAGAUGAGAGGCGCAGAUGGGAUGGGAGGCGCCAGGGCUGUCAUGAUCCAUGGGCCGCCGGGUAUAGGAAAAACAACGGCUGCUCAUCUAGUCGCGAAGCUCGAAGGGUACGAUAUCGUUGAGUCCAAUGCUAGCGAUACUCGUAGCAAAAAGCUCAUGGAGGUGCGAUUUCAUCCAGUCCUGUUUACUCUCUACAUUUGCUGAUGGGAUGAAUAGGAAAAACUUCGUGGUGUGCUAGAUAACAGAUCGUUGUUAGGGUAUUUCGCUGGUGACAGGAAGGAGGUAGAGCACUCCAAGCAGAAGAUGGUCCUCAUCAUGGAUGAGGUUGACGGGAUGUCUGCAGGCGACCGUGGCGGUGUAGGACAGCUAGCCGCUGUGUGCAAGAAGACCAAUGUAUGUCACAAAAUAACCUUAUCCAAAUUCAGCGUUUGAAAUCUAACCUUUCCAGAUUCCCAUCAUCUGUAUUUGCAACGAGCGCAGACUGCCUAAGAUGAGACCAUUCGACAUGGUGACCUAUGAUCUUCCAUUCAGGCGUCCCGACGCCGCCGCAGUUCGCUCUCGCAUAAUGUCUAUUGCAUAUCGUGAAGGCAUCAACCUACCACCGAAUGUCAUUGACCAACUUGUGGAGGGGACACAUGCAGAUAUUCGCCAAAUAAUCAACAUGUUAUCCACCUAUAGCACUACACAAUCAAGUAUGACAUUUGAUCAGGGAAAGAAUUUGUUAGUACCCUAUGCCGUCCUUUGCCCUGUCUUCUAACUAACUGUAUAAUAGGGCGAAAGCUUGGGAGAAACAUGUGGUAUUGAAACCUUGGGAUAUCGCGCAAAAGUUGCUGGGUAGUGAGAUGUUUGCACCAACGAGUAAGAAAACUCUUAACGACAAGAUUGAGCUCUACUUCAAUGAUCACGAGUUUUCGCACUUGAUGGUGCAGGAGAACUACCUGAAGACCAAUCCGGCAAGGGCAAACAGCUAUCACGGGCGGGAGAAAAAUCUGAAAAUGCUUGAAUUGGUUGAAAAUGCUUCAGAGAGCAUCUCUGAUGGUGAUUUAGUAGAUGCGCUCAUCCAUGGGUAUGUUUCCAAGUCUUGGUCCUGAUUACAUGUCUGAACUAACACUUGACAAAGCCCUCAACAGCAAUGGAGUUUGAUGCCCGCUCACGGAAUGUUUUCUACUGUUAAGCCGGCCUCUUACAUGUAUGGCAGCUUUGGGGGACAGCAUUUCAGCUUCACAUCGUGGCUAGGAAAUAACUCAAAACAAGGCAAGUUGAGCCGAUUCGUUAAAGAGAUUCAAUCGCAUAUCCGACUCCGUGCAUCCGGUGAUCGUCAUGAGGUCCGUCAAAGCUAUAUUCCGGCAUUCUACAACAUGCUCGCCAAACGUCUUGAGCGUGAGGGCAAAGAUGCGAUCUUCGAGGUCAUCGAUACCAUGGACAACUACUUUCUGACAAAGGACGACUGGGACGCAACUGUUGAGCUCAUUGUUGGACCAGCGAGCGCGCUUGACAUCCCAACUCAAACUAAGAGCUCGUUUACUAGACAGUGAGCAGAUUCCCUAUCAUCGUUCUUGCAGUUCCAUAGUUAACAGAGUAGAUACAACUCGAUGUCUCACCCCAUGCCCUUCAUGAAAUCUUCCGGCUUCGCCGCUCCAAAAGCCAGCAAGCGCGAUGCCCCAGAUCUUGAAGAUGCCAUCGUCGAGAGUGAGGAUGAAGGAGGCGAUGAGGACGCCAUUAAGAAACAAGCCGAGGAGGAACAAGACCUCUCGAAGGACAAGUACGUUAAGGCGAAGAAACCUAAGGCCGCCCCGAAGGGUAAGGGCAAAGGAAAAGCUGCUCGAAAGAAGAGCCAGCAGGAAGAUGACGACAAUGACGAUGAUGAUUACGAUGAAGAUAGCGAACCUAAAAAGAAACCAAAGGCCACCCCAAAGCCGAGAGUGAAGGGCAAGGGAAAAAAGUAGCUCCAUGUUUACCAUGUUUGCAAUGGUGAAUGCUCAGAAUUUUCCUGUUUUUUGAUUUUUGAUUUUUUGAUGUGUAUAUUUAGUUUUACGUUUCUCUAGCUACAUGAUUACUUACCUUGGCAGUUUUGAAUUAUCCGCGUGUUGUUGCUUAGUGUAGUUACUUUCAGUUGGGCGCGUUUGUGGUUUUGAAAGCAGAGAUAAAAGGGGGGGGGGGGGCUUUUGUCGCUAUCGUGUUGCAGCUGAGUAUUGUUUUUUUUUUCUUUUUCUUUUCUUCAGAUACCAUGUUUGCUCAAUGGAUGGAUGGAUGGAUCAGUGGGUGUAAAAUACUCAUAAUUGAAAACGAAUAGUAUGCUUG
Messenger RNA from Tuber aestivum (summer truffle), 4130 nucleotides. NCBI's taxonomy places the organism in Eukaryota, Fungi, Ascomycota, Pezizomycetes, Pezizales, Tuberaceae. The record is from the annotation of a GenBank genome assembly.